This is a messenger RNA of Mizuhopecten yessoensis (Yesso scallop), 5810 nucleotides long. RefSeq names its product vam6/Vps39-like protein. The transcript is spliced from 22 exons. The record is from RefSeq and is a predicted model, not a curated record. Gene Ontology annotation, cellular component: membrane; cytoplasm. Bases 1442 to 3634 code for a protein of 730 amino acids. Gene Ontology annotation, biological process: autophagy; intracellular protein transport; endosomal vesicle fusion. Lineage: Eukaryota; Metazoa; Mollusca; Bivalvia; Pectinida; Pectinidae.
UAAAACCAAAGGAGCCACACUGUUUGCCAUAGGUGUUCAGGUAUGUACUCGUACUCCUAGUGUAAAACCAAAGGAGACACACUGUUUGCCAUAGGUGUUCAGGUAUGUACUCGUCCUCCUAGUGUAAAACCAAAGGAGACACACUGUUUGCCAUAGGUGUUCAGGUAUGUACUCGUACUCCUAGUGUAAAACCAAAGGAGCCACACUGUUUGCCAUAGGUGUUCAGGUAUGUACUCGUACUCCUAGUGUAAAACCAAAGGAGCCACACUGUUUGCCAUAGGUGUUCAGGUAUGUACUCGUACUCCUAGUGUAAAACCAAAGGAGCCACACUGUUUGCCAUAGGUGUUCAGGUAUGUACUCGUACUCCUAGUGUAAAACCAAAGGAGCCACACUGUUUGCCAUAGGUGUUCAGGUAUGUACUCGUACUCCUAGUGUAAAACCAAAGGAGCCACACUGUUUGCCAUAGGUGUUCAGGUAUGUACUCGUACUCCUAGUGUAAAACCAAAGGAGCCACACUGUUUGCCAUAGGUGUUCAGGUAUGUACUCGUACUCCUAGUGUAAAACCAAAGGAGCCACACUGUUUGCCAUAGGUGUUCAGGUAUGUACUCGUACUCCUAGUGUAAAACCAAAGGAGCCACACUGUUUGCCAUAGGUGUUCAGGUAUGUACUCGUACUCCUAGUGUAAAACCAAAGGAGCCACACUGUUUGCCAUAGGUGUUCAGGUAUGUACUCGUACUCCUAGUGUAAAACCAAAGGAGCCACACUGUUUGCCAUAGGUGUUCAGGUAUGUACUCGUACUCCUAGUGUAAAACCAAAGGAGCCACACUGUUUGCCAUAGGUGUUCAGGUAUGUACUCGUACUCCUAGUGUAAAACCAAAGGAGCCACACUGUUUGCCAUAGGUGUUCAGGUAUGUACUCGUACUCCUAGUGUAAAACCAAAGGAGCCACACUGUUUGCCAUAGGUGUUCAGGUAUGUACUCGUACUCCUAGUGUAAAACCAAAGGAGCCACACUGUUUGCCAUAGGUGUUCAGGUAUGUACUCGUACUCCUAGUGUAAAACCAAAGGAGCCACACUGUUUGCCAUAGGUGUUCAGGUAUGUACUCGUACUCCUAGUGUAAAACCAAAGGAGCCACACUGUUUGCCAUAGGUGUUCAGGUAUGUACUCGUACUCCUAGUGUAAAACCAAAGGAGCCACACUGUUUGCCAUAGGUGUUCAGGUAUGUACUCGUACUCCUAGUGUAAAACCAAAGGAGCCACACUGUUUGCCAUAGGUGUUCAGGUAUGUACUCGUACUCCUAGUGUAAAACCAAAGGAGCCACACUGUUUGCCAUAGGUGUUCAGAGGACAAAGUCCUUGAGUGGGGAGGUUGCUUGUACCCUCAGACUGUCUGUCGCUAUAAAACGCAAGAUACAGACCUAUUACUGGAAGAACAGAGAUUUCAUGGACCUACAGCCUGAAUUCAACAUGUACGAUGUGCCCAGAGACAUGGUUUGGUGUAAGGAUACAAUUUGUGUUGGCUUCAAGCGGGACUAUUUCAUUGUUAAGAUAAAUACAGGGAACACCAAAGAGUUGUUUCCGGUCGGAACCAAACAACAAGAUCCCAUUGUAACACGACUGGAGAAUGAUACUCUUCUACUUGGGAGGGAUGAAAUGUCCAUUCUCAUCGAUGACGAGGGAAGCCCAACCCAGAAAUACCCCAUCAACUGGACAGAUAUCCCCAUACAAAUAGAAAAUCACCCUCCAUAUAUCAUAGCCUUAUUACCCAAACAUGUGGAAAUUCGAACGAUAUCCCCACGUCUUCUCAUACAGAACAUUGAGCUCCAGAAGGCCCGCUACAUCUGUCAGGGGAGUGGUUGUAUAUACGUGGCCUCGUCUAACCAUGUGUGGAAGCUGAAUGCCAUGCCUAUAGCUUAUCAGAUUCGACAACUGCUGGAGGCUAAUCAGUUUGAACUAGCUCUACAUCUUGCUGAUAUGACAGAGGAGCCAGAGGAUGAGAAGCAGACACGAAUUAACCGAAUAAAAACUCUUCAUGCAUUUAAUUUAUUUUGUGAACGCAAGUUUGAAGAAUCCAUGUCAAUAUUUGUCAAGUUAGGAACUGAUCCGUCCCACGUGAUAGGGCUGUACCCUAACCUCCUACCCAAUGAGUACCGUAGUCAACUGGAGUACCCAAAGAGACCACCAGAGCUGGAAGGGGGCGAUCUGGAGAAAGGUCUUCUAUCCCUACAGGACUAUCUUACACAGAAAAGGGUAGACGUAUGUAAAGAUAUCAAUAAGGAGGUUCAGACAACGGCCAUCAAGGAGGGCAACAAAACCAUCAAGUCCAAACGUCAACUCAGUCAGAUCAUCGAUACCACCCUGCUGAAAUGUUACUUACAGACGAAUGACGCCCUGGUGGCGCCACUGUUGAGAAUCAAAGACAACAACUGUCAUGUGGAGGAGAGUGAGAAAAUCCUCAAACGUAAAGAGAAGUUUAGUGAACUCAUUAUCCUGUAUGAGAAGAAAGGACUUCAUCAGAAAGCCCUAAACUUACUGAUGAACCAGGCUGCCCGUCCCAGCUCACCACUCAAAGGCCAUGACCGCACUGUGCAAUAUUUACAACAUCUAGGGCGAGAUCACUUAGACCUGAUAUUUGAGUAUGCUGAGUGGGUGUUAAAACAGCAUCCGGAGGACGGACUCAAAAUUUUUACUGAAGACUUACCAGAGGUGGACAGCCUGCCUAGAGAACAGAUUUUCAAAUAUCUGGAAAAAACAGCAAAAGAUCUUGCCAUUCCUUACUUGGAACACGUUAUUUUGGAGUGUGAUGACCAUACACCAGACUUCCACAACGCUCUGGCACAACUACUACGAGAUAAAGUCCAGGCUCUGAUGGCCGACUACAUCCAAUCUCUCCCUGAAGGGCACCUGCCAAGUAAGGCUGGACAGGAACAGGGUGAGCUGGGGGAAUAUCGCAGGAAGUUGAUACAGUUCUUACAGGUGUCGCAUGACUAUGUACCAGAGAGGCUGCUAACACGAUUCCCGCUAGACAGUUUCUACGAGGAGCGGGCUAUACUACUGGGGAGGUUAGGGAGACAUGAGUUGGCUCUGGGAAUCUACGUCCACAUUCUACAUGAUACACCCGCCGCUGAACGAUAUUGUCAUGAAUACUCUGAAAGAAACAGAGAGGAGAAUAAAGAUGUGUACCUGGACCUACUGAAGAUGUAUUUACAGCCCCCCUCCUCCUCCUCCCUCGGAAUCUCCCCUGGUCAAGGGUUUACACCAAAACCUAGUAUGGAGGCAGCUCUUCGACUAAUGAAGGAACAUGCUGCUAAAAUUGACUCCACUAAGGCCUUGGAGAUGUUACCAGCAGCAACUAACAUAGAGGAGAUCUUAAACUACCUUGAAAGUGUGAUGGAACAUCAGGCAACAGAACGGCGAAAAAAUCAGAUCCUCAAAAGCAUGUUUUAUGCUGAAAAUUUACAGGUCCAUGAGCAGAGAAUGUUUUAUCAUAAACACAAAGUGGUGAUCAAUGAUGAAAAGAUGUGUAAAGUCUGCAAGAAACGAAUUGGAAACAGUGCGUUUGCCAGAUACCCGAGUGGGAUGGUCGUCCAUUAUUUCUGCUGUAAGGAUCCUAAAGUGAACCCUGUGGAGAAAUGACAAGGGAGGAUUUCAUAGGUGUCAGAAUUGUGAUAAAUAAUGUACAGACAUUCCUACCAGAAAUACAAUUUCCUGUCAACAUAGGCUGGUCGGACAUUCCUGCAGAAAGGUUAAAAUACAAAUUCCUGUCAACAUAGGCUGGUCGGACAUUCCUGCAGAAAGGUUGAAAUACAAAUUCCUGUCAACAUAGGCUGGUUGGACAUUCCUCCGGAAAGGUUAAAAUACAAAUUACUAGUGCAGUCAUCACAGUGUCCUGGUCACUCAGUGUAGACAAACACUGUCCGAGUUAAUUCACUACCAUUUAGUUAGGCCUAACACAAACCCACAGGGUAUACAGAAACAUGUAUUUAAGAUGGAAGGUUAGUCGAGUUAAAACUGUAUGUGGUUUGUAUAUUAUAAGUGUUGAUGAGGAGUACUUGGCACACCCUGGACAGCUAAAUUGUGUGCAAUAAGUCGUCGGGACACAAAAUGAAGGUUGUCAUACACGAGUGUUUAUAAAAGGAGAGGCUUUGUAUGGCUGCUGGGAUAAAUGUUUUUUUACUUGAGUAUGUUUCAGGAACGCUGAAUGAAAUAUAAAUCAGUGUCCUCCUGAAUCACUAUAGAAAGGUCAGUUUGUGAAACUAAAUGUAUACAAAAAAUAGGUAAUCUACAGUACCUGUUAUGUAAGGGAAGCAUUUUAAAGAUUGUACCAAAGAUUUCAAAUAUACAAGCAUAAUCGAAUAAUAAGAAAGGCCUAGGAUUUAACUUUCACACGGUAUACAGGUAUCCGACAAGUGUGUUUGUAACAGAGAGAUAGGCUUAACACAAGUGAGUAUACGUCUGGUGAGUUUGAUUCUGUGGGAGAAUGAUAUUACCUUUAGUUGUUGCCUUAUUAAAAGUAUACACUACAGAAAUCAAAAUACCUGGGCCCACUUGUAUAAAACAUCUCAAAGUUAAGGAAAAUUUCAAGCAAUGUAUUGUCUAUGGGAAAUCUUAGACUUGAGGAAAUCUCAAGAGUUGAGAUGUUUUAUACAAGUGGGCCCUGGACCUAGUUUUCAAAUGCCAACAGUUCGGAAAGAAACACUGUAGUAGAAGAAAUUGAAAAUUAAUUAUUGAAAUUCUUUUAUCUGUGAACAAACAGUUUGUUUGGAUUACCAGGAGUGUCAGUAUUCACAAGUUACAUGCUGUAUUACUUAAAAGAAUGGGACAACAGCUGUAUGUCAGAUAUGACAGGGUGUCAGAAUACACAAGUUACAUGCGGUAUUACUUAAAAGAAUGGGAUAACAGCUGUAUGUCAGAUAUGACAGGGUGUCAGAAUACACAAGUUACAUGUGGUGGUACUUAUAAGAAGGAUGUCAGAAUACUCAGGUUACAGUAUACAGGGUUCACUGUAGUACACUACUGUACAAACUCUGUUUAGUCAAGCAAUCCAGUCUGAGGGCCAUAUUUUUAACUCUGUCAAGAAUGACCCUGACAGUUGAUUGUUGAUGUUGUUUAAGUUCACUUUAAUCAUAUGUUGAAUUAUAUAUAGGAAAGAUGUGAGAUCUUUAGUGUAAAUUCAAUGAAAACUCUGAAAUUAUGAUUAAAUUUGGAUGCAUUUGCUUGCCAAUCUGUAGUGAAUACUGUAAGAUUGUCUUCCUGAUUAAUUUGUAUAGUUUUGUUUGCAAUUAUCUUGGUGAAAAAAAAUCCUAAAUUAACUCUUGUUGCACUGGAGUGGAGGAAUGUCCCUAUCAGCUUGGGGAAAAGUCAUGUUCAAGUGAAGCUAAGUACUCCAGAUGGUUGGCAUUUCCUGUCAACAGGUUUUAGGCUCCUCAUAUGUAUCCUAAAUGGAAAGUGACUGUAUAAAAACAUUAUUCUAGAACCUCAAAUAACAUUUGAUUAUCCUUAAAAAGAAUAGGGGAAUGGGGUUUUCCUCUGAUAACAGAAGGGGGAGAAUGCAAAGAUUCAUGAAUAAUUUACUACUAUAAGUGCUUGGUCUAUUCAUCUGGUCUGUUUUGAACAAGAAAAUGAUCACAGUUUGGAAUAAUAAGAAUUACCUGACACGAGAUGUGGAUGUAAAGGGUAAAAGUUAACCUGUUUGUAACGGUACUAACUGAGUGAUGCUCUGUCUAUAUGACAAGCUGAUGUGUAUAUGAAAGGUCUUUUAUGUCAUGAGAAGGAAUGAAUGAAGAAAUGUAAAAUAAAUUUAUUUGCACAA